CCUUCCAAACCCGCAAUCCAAUCUCACCCUUUUAAUGUCGAGGCAACAACCUAAGAAAUGUUGCCAAGAACAGCAGCUUGAAGAACAAACUCAAUUCCUAAACCAUCACUUCUUGCAAUGUGCGGAACUUGUGCUCCCAUGGCUAACCCCACAAGAACUAGCCGCCAUCUCCUCUACCUGCAAAACCUUUCGCCAGUAUUCCAAAUCUGUCACUCUACGUCGCUCCCUCGACGCUUCCAGAUCCUUCGAGACCUUUCCCGUCCCAUUUUACAAUUUAGUUGAUCAACACCCAUAUGCUUACUUCAUCUACACCCCCUCCCAAUUCAUCCCUUCUUCCUCCUCUUCUCCCCAACGCCAGUCAUGGGGCUCGAAACUCGACCCCAGUCUCAGUAACGACCCAGUGGCUGAAAUGGGUCCGGAAGGGAAUAAGGUGAGUCUGGUGGACGAGAAAGGGGAGAAUGAAUACGGAUGCGAUUGUGAGAGAUGUGAGAAAGUGAGCGACGAGAACGUGUUUGGUUGUCCCUGUAUGGACUCUGAAGGGUUGGAGAUAGUGAAUGAGUGUGGACCGAGUUGUGGGUGCGGGUUGGAGUGUGUAAAUCGUUUGACCCAGAGAGGGAUUCUAGUUAAGCUGAAGGUUCUGAGAGAUUUGAGAAAAGGUUGGGGGUUGUAUGCAGCUCAGUCGAUUCAGGAAGGCCAGUUUGUUUGUGAGUAUGCAGGUGAACUCUUAACAACCAAAGAGGCUAGAAAGAGGCAGCAAAUAUAUGAUCAACUUGCUUCAGCUGGACAAUUUUCUUCUGCCCUUCUAGUUGUGAGAGAGCAUCUUCCAUCUGGGAAGGCAUGCUUAAGAGUGAAUAUAGAUGCCACAAGAGUUGGAAAUGUUGCCCGUUUCAUUAAUCACUCUUGUGAUGGUGGUAAUCUGUCUACAGUACUCGUGAGGAGCUCAGGGGCACUGGUGCCUCGUCUCUGUUUCUUUGCUUCAAAAGACAUAAGAGAAGAUGAAGAGCUCACCUUCAGCUAUGGUGAAACCAGGGUCAGAUCUAAUGGCUUGAAAUGUUUCUGUGGUAGCUCCUGUUGUUUUGGAACUUUGCCUUCAGAACAUACUUAAAUGUGUUGGCAGCAAUGUACAGAAUCUAGUCCUCGGCUUAAAGCAUCUGCUUUGAACUUGAAUGGUAACUUUCAUAACAAUAAAACCAAGAAUGGUGAUAAUUGAGUUUGUCCAAAUGAUUUCUAGCUUGCUUUGCACAUGUAUGAUCAAAUGGUGGCAAUAACCACACUCAAAAGACAUGAGGGUUCUGGUUCCUCAAUCGCCCUCAAUUCUAUAUAUUACAAUAAAUGCAUUGUAGCCCACAAGUAUUGCUUCUGUUGUUGUCUAAAUUUCUCUGCAUAAUGUUUCUUUUGCAAAUUUUCUUCCAACAGGCAAACUCUCAACACCGAAAGAGGCUAGAAGGGUGCUGGAAAUCUAUGAUCACUAGCAUCAGCUGGUCAGUUUUCUUUUACUCUAUGUCAUGGGGAAGCAUCUUAACAUCUGGGAAGGCAUGCUUUUUAGUCAACCAUUGACUGCGUUUCAUUCAUCACCCUUGUAAUGCUGACAAUCCGUUGAAAGUACUUGUGAAAGACUCGACCGUUUUGGUUCCUCGUCUCUCUCUUUCUUCACCUCGAAAUGCGUAAAAGGUGAAGAGCUCACUUUCAACCAUGAUGAAACCGAGGUCAGAUCCAAGGGCCUGAGAUGUAACUGCAGCACCUUCUGUUUUCUGGAACUUUGCUUCUCCAAAACACACCUAAACGCAGAAGCAGCGGCAGAAGCAGAAGGGAACAUAUGUGUUCAUUAGCAUUCUGGUAAUGUGCAUUAAAUUUAACCGAGAACUAUACUUUUUGGGAUUUUUCGAAGGACACAUAAUAAUAAAAGUGUAAUAAAUACAUAUUUUUAUA
Messenger RNA from Rubroshorea leprosula, 1929 nucleotides. Lineage: Eukaryota; Viridiplantae; Streptophyta; Magnoliopsida; Malvales; Dipterocarpaceae. The record is from the annotation of a GenBank genome assembly.